AUGACACAGAUCGACACCGUGCACACCGUUCACCUCAGCAAAGUGGACGAAAGAUUAAGACGUAAACCAGCCUCCUCUCUUGGUCUUCCUCAGGUCAAGAAGUCCAUACGCUCCGGCCACCGGGCCAAUAUCUUCAGCGCCAAGUUCAUGCCCCACACCAACGACCAGGAGAUCAUCUCCUGCUCCGGAGACGGCGUCAUCUACUACACCAACACGGAGAAGAGUCCCGAGCACAACAGACAGUGUCAGUUCACCUGCCACUACGGGACAGCUUAUGAGAUUAUGACGGUACCAAAUGACCCCUACACGUUCCUGUCGUGUGGGGAGGACGGCACGGUGCGAUGGUUUGACCUCCGCACCAAGACCAGCUGUACGAAAGAAGACUGCAAAGAUGACAUUCUGAUAAACUGUCGCCGGGCAGCGACCUCUAUAUCCAUCUCUCCUCUGGUGCCGUACUACCUGGCCGUCGGCUGCUCCGACAGCUCGGUGCGGAUCUACGACAGACGCAUGCUGGGAACCAGAGCCACAGGUAACUACAUGGGCCGGGGGACGACGGGGAUGUGUGUGAGGUUCGUCCCCGCUCACCUGUCCAACAAGUCGUGCCGCGUGACGUCUCUCUGCUACAGCGCGGACGGCCAGGAGGUGCUGGUCAGCUACUCCUCCGAUUACAUCUACCUGUUCGACCCCAAAGACGACCAGGCCCGAGAGCUGAAGGGCCCGUCAGAGGAGAGGAGGGAGGAGCUGAGACAGCCUCCCAGUGAAGCGCGCCCUCCGCCUGGCCGGGGGGGACUGAUGUUAACCUUUUAUCCCUUCCACUAUGCCAGGGGAAGGCAGAGCCCAGAACGUGUCUCUGAUGGCAGAGGAAUGUCGGACAUGUUGUCUCGUGGUUCGAGGAGGCCAGCGAGGCUCAGAGCGGCCGAGGAACCCGACCGGCAGACUCUCUCCGGGCGCGAGAUAAAGGAGUCUUGUUUUUGGGGCGACAACUUUGUGAUGAGCGGCUCAGACUGCGGCCACAUCUUCAUCUGGGACCGACACACAGGGGAGCACCUCAUGCUGCUGGAGGCCGACAACCACGUGGUGAACUGCCUGCAGCCGCACCCCUACGACCCCAUUCUGGCUUCUUCGGGGAUUGACUACGAUAUCAAGAUUUGGUCGCCACGGGAGCAGGCGGCGUCUUUCAACAGAAUCCUCGCUAAUGAGGUAAUCACUCGAAAUGAGCUGAUGCUAGAGGAAACCAGGAACACAAUCACAGUCCCGGCUUCUUUCAUGCUCCGAAUGUUGGCCUCCCUUAAUCACAUCAGAUCAGAUCGACUAGAAGGGGAUCGCUCCGAGGGUUCGGGACAGGAGAAUGAGGAAGAGCAGUAGCCUGCGGGCAUUUUAAAUUGAAAGAAAAAAACUAUUUCUUCUUGCUGUAUAGCACAUGAAAAAAAAAAACCCUGAGAUUUGUACAAGUAUAGUGUAGAAUACUUCCUUUUGAAAACUAGUGUAAUUUCUAGGCCCCCCCCCUGUGUUUUUUUUAUGACUUUCUUACUGAUGUUUCUGUAUGAGGAUAAUCUACAUCUGUGUGAAUGCAAGAGGCAAAGGACGUCAGUAUAUAUAUAUAUUAAGUGUGAGAAUAAUGGCGGCUGGAGUGCAAGGAUGUUAAGUGCAAUAUUAUUUUGUUGAGAAAGUGAGCUUUGAUCAGUGUUAACGUGUGACAUUUUGAAUUUGUAGCACAAAGCUAAGAAUUGUUGAUGUGCUGCUCCGGCAGUUACGCAUGUAAACAAGGACUUUAAGUAAAAACAUACUUGGA
Messenger RNA from Notothenia coriiceps (black rockcod), 1792 nucleotides. RefSeq names its product DDB1- and CUL4-associated factor 6-like. Gene Ontology annotation, biological process: positive regulation of transcription by RNA polymerase II. The transcript is spliced from 11 exons. Gene Ontology annotation, molecular function: protein binding. The record is from RefSeq and is a predicted model, not a curated record. The coding region runs from base 1 to 1365 and encodes 454 amino acids. NCBI's taxonomy places the organism in Eukaryota, Metazoa, Chordata, Actinopteri, Perciformes, Nototheniidae. Gene Ontology annotation, cellular component: cytoplasm; Cul4-RING E3 ubiquitin ligase complex.